Messenger RNA from Thunnus maccoyii (southern bluefin tuna), 2052 nucleotides. It is a transcript of the gene tmem203, whose product is annotated as transmembrane protein 203. The transcript has 2 exons. Bases 524 to 940 code for a protein of 138 amino acids. Lineage: Eukaryota; Metazoa; Chordata; Actinopteri; Scombriformes; Scombridae. Gene Ontology annotation, biological process: intracellular calcium ion homeostasis. The record is from RefSeq and is a predicted model, not a curated record. Gene Ontology annotation, cellular component: endoplasmic reticulum.
GGGUAUAUAUUUAUAUCACAGUUACAAGUGUAACUUUAAAAACACAACCAAAAAAUAGGAAAGAUUUGCAAAUUAGCAACCUGCUCCAAAAAGUACUCAUGUCGGCCACUGUACAGCACCAGUUUACUCUUCUCGCGAUAUUUGUCAAACGUCGACAGAGAGGAAAAAAGCUACGAUGCUAAUGGCUUGUUAGCCUUGUGUACUGACGGUUUCGCAUCCAGCUAGAUGGAGGAGAAAAUGCCUAACUGUUAUUAAGGAAGGGUUUCCAGAGAGCCUGAGACUGGGAGCACUUCCUGCAUUCAUCCUCCUCCUCAGGGUGGAUUUUGAAGAUGUAGCCAAGAGUGAAGUGGGUCAUCUCUGCAGUACCUCACCAUUCCUGCCCAGGCACAAGCAGCGUGUCCACCACCUCCAUCCCAACUCUGGAGCACUUGGACCCCUAACCAGGGCUGCCUAGCGCGUGACUUGGCCGUCCUCAGUCAGUCCGUCCGUCCCUGGUUGAACACCCCACUGUCCUUCCUCAGCCAUGUUGUUCUCCCUGCGGGAACUUGUCCAAUGGCUUGGCUUUGCCACCUUUGAACUCUUCCUUCACCUGCUAGCUUUGCUGGUCUUCAGCAUGCUGGUUGCUCUGCGAGCCGACAUGUUCACCCCCGCGCUGAGCUGGUGGCUGGUGUUCGUCCCUCUGUUCUCUGCCGACGGCCUCAGCACCUAUUUCACAGCCAUCGUGUCCAUCCGGCUCUACCAGGAGAAUGAGAAGCGGUUGGCAGUGCUGCGGCUCCUCUGGGUGCUGACGGUGCUCAGCCUGAAGCUGGUUUGCGAGGUACUGCUGUGCCAGAAGCUGGCGGAGCAGGAGCAAGCCAGAGACCUGUGGUUUGGCCUCAUCGUCUCACCACUGUUCAUCCUGCUGCAGCUGCUGAUGAUACGAGCGUGCCGUGUCAACUGAUGAGAGGCAAAUCAGUGGUUGUGCAUUCACGUCACCAAAACAGGAGCAGAGAGCAAUCUUCAUCUGCCGUUAGAGAUUUAAAGCAUAACAAUGGUGUAAUUUUGUCUUUUGGCACAUUGUCACCUCUAGUUAAAACAAAAACAAAACACAUGUUCCAGGUCACAAUAGAUAUGUGUUUCUAAUUUCAUAAAAAUGAACAAAAAUAGUCACUGCUCGCUGAAGUUAAAAUGCAGUAUUUCCAAACAGAAGCAGACAAUCUACUCUGUGUGUUGCUAAAAUACACUGUAUGGCCCAAAGUAAGUGGACACCCUCAUCCACAUUUUGGCCAACAAAGAGUCAGAGAGGAUGUCAGAGCAGUAAAUGUGUAUGUGGGACAUAAUAGUGCCUCUACAUUGUGCAAUCAAUGGCAGACAAGGAGCCAUGAGGCAAAUUUAUACCAGAGUUAUGUUUUAAUGCACAUGUGCACACAACACAUGGAAACUGAAUAAACUGCUGAAACUUUAAGGCAGUAGUAACUUUUUGGGCUCUAAUGGGAAACAUAUCCCAAGUAGUUGCUGCAGCAAUUUUUUUUGUUGUUUUUUUUCAGAGAGGAAGUGUUUGCCAGAUAAUUUUGUUUAGUUUACUAUCUAGUGUCUCACUUUGUUGCCUGUUGCUGGGAGUGUUACUUACACAAUGCCUCCCCACCCCCCCACCACUAAUACCACCACCACCACCAAAUUGCCUAGCUUGUCAACUCCAUCAGUGAGAAUGAUCUGGACAGCAGGAAGCUGGUUCUGAAACUUGUUGUCAGCUCACAGUCUCGCCCCAAAGUAGAGGAACUGAAUGUGUUUUCCACAAGUAAGUCAGUUGUGUGCACACGUCUUCCCUGAAAAUAGCUGUUUAUUUGUACAACAUGUAAUGUAAUUGAUCUAUUUUUGAUCCUAUCCUGUGUAUGCACCGCAUGUAUUUAAGGCCUCAUUUGAAGGUAAUUCCUGAUGUGAAAUUCUGUGUAAUAUGUAUAUGUUGAUUCUGGAAAGAACUUCACAAAAUCUUAUUUAUGUUAAUAUGUUCUUGUUACGCAUCCUUUUUGACAUCUGUAUAUACAUGUAAAUAAAACAUCAACAUUUAACAAA